Molecule: messenger RNA, 626 nt
Organism: Arachis ipaensis
Lineage: Eukaryota; Viridiplantae; Streptophyta; Magnoliopsida; Fabales; Fabaceae
Product: glutaredoxin-C6
Source: RefSeq, a predicted model, not a curated record
CCUCAGGUCCAACACCAAGAGCUCUUGUUCUCAAAAACGCACCCCACUUGCAACUUGCAACUCUCUCUCUCUCUCUUUCUCUCUCUCGUUGACAUAAAAGAAAAGGGGGAAAACGGCGAUGCAGGGGCUACGGCGGUGCUCAAACGACGUCGUUCAGCUGGACCUAUCCACUACAGUGACGACCACAAACACAUCAUCAACCUCACUCUCCAUCGACGUUGAGGAAUCAGUGGAGACCAAGAUCCAACGGCUCAUAACAGAGCACCCAGUCAUCAUAUUCACACGAUCUUCUUGCUGCAUGUGCCACGUCAUGAAGAAGCUUCUCGCUACCAUCGGAGUUAACCCAACCGUCAUCGAAUUGGACGACCACGAGAUCGCCGCCCUCCCUUCCUCCUCCGAAGACGGACCUGGUGCCGCCUCCAAUCUCCGGAACCGCACCCCCGCCGUCUUCAUAGGUGGCGCCUGUGUUGGUGGUCUCGAGUCCCUCGUGGCUCUCCACGUCAGCGGUCACCUUGUUCCUAAGCUCGUUCAAGUCGGUGCUCUCUGGGUAUGAAUAUCAAAAUCAAUUAUCCAAAUUAUAAAUUUCCUUUUCUCUAUUAAAAAUAUCAAUAUUGUUAUUUCUUCCU